Molecule: messenger RNA, 1845 nt
Organism: Xyrichtys novacula (pearly razorfish)
Lineage: Eukaryota; Metazoa; Chordata; Actinopteri; Labriformes; Labridae
Source: the annotation of a GenBank genome assembly
CUUUAUUCUGACCGGCGUGAAUAUGAUUUGGCUCAGCCUCACAUUGUUGCUGUCAAUUACUCAAGUCAUCUCUGGUAGAAAGAUUGACAAAGGCCACAUCAGAGGUAGGAGAUUCCAGCUGUUUUGUACCUGUUUUCUUUAAUUAUCAUUACAUGGGGGGAUCUACAUUUAAAACUGUUGUAUAUGCUGUUUCCAGCUUUCCCAGGAGCAAACCAAAGUAUUGCAGGAGUAUUUCAGGUCACUUACUACAACCAUAAAAACCAUGCUGAGUAUGCCUAUAACGCCUCUGAUGCUCGACAACUUUGCUUGUCUCUUGGUGUGAACAUCGCCUCAAAAACAGACGUGCAGACAGCUCUCUCCAGAGGUUUGGAAACAUGCAGGUGACCUGAGAAGGACUGCACAUUCAAGACACUCAUCCUGGGACAGUUUGAUGGACAGGGCCUGAUUUUGUGUCUUUCUUUGUUCUUGUUUUUAGGUAUGGAUGGAUUGAUGAGCAUUUUGCAGUCAUUCCUCGCAGCAAAGCUCUUGCUAUCUGUGGAAAAAACCAGACAGGCUUAGUGGCAUGGAGGGCCUCUGUCACAAAAAAGUUUGAUGUGUUUUGUUUCAAUGAAACAGGUAGGAGGAUUUCCAGAUGGUAUUAUCUUGUACUUUUCUACAUACAUGACAAAGCAUGCAUCCUUUUACAAAUCUGAAGUCUUGGUUUGUUUUGAAAUUAUUGGUCAUAACUCAAUGUUUAUACGCUAUGAGAGCUGCUACUACCAGUGCAGAACUAGUGGCAAAUAUUUCACAAUCUUUAAAACAAUUAUUUUGUUCUCACUUCUCAUCUUAUCUGUUGUUUCCUUUAUGUACAUGUACAGAUGCAGCUAUACAACUGAAGGAUAUAACAACUCCUAGCCCUCAGUCGACUUCCAAGACAGUAAGCUCCACGAAUACCCCUCAGUCUACUUCCUCCGUCUUUCCUUCCUUGACUCCUGAAACUUUAGGAAAUGAGGUUGAACCGGUCCGGUAUGUUGGCAAGAAACAGAGCUCAUCAGGAGGUAUGAGAUUCUUUCAAAGAGCAUAAAAAUUAGAGCUAGAAAUACUCGUCAGGUCUUUCAUCAGAAGUUUUUAGAUGUGAGUUUUGUUUCUAACAUUUUUUUCCCUUUUCAUCUUUUAUUUUUCCAGGAAAGGCAAUUCUCAUCACCACAACUUGUGCCCUCCUCCUUCUUGCAGUGAUCCUCUUUGCAUACUUUACAAGGUAAGUCGAUUUCCACAGUUGAAUACAAGGGCUUUUAAUGUUUAUGGGACAUUAGAUAACAAAUAUGUGAAGAAAGAUGUGAAGUGCUGCACAUGUAGGCUGUUUUAAUUCAAAGAUUAGAGGAUCUCAUUUCACUAAAUACUCUUGCGUCAUCAUCAUAUAACACUUUCAGCAAACUUAAUCGUGGUUCUUAUGUCCUCAUACUGACUUACUGGUGCUGUGAUUUGUUUCUUUUUCUCUAUUCUGGGGCGAAGUAAUCAUGCUGACAUAAAGCAGAAGCAGCAGGAGGAGUACAUUGAGACAGAAGAGUGGACGUGUGUGAAGGUUGUACAGGAACCACAGGCUGCUUCUGAGGAAGAGGAGAGUAUAGAAGAAAGUGACGAUUCAAGCUAAAAACUCUUUUUUAAGUAGAUUUUUCAUCCAUGGAUGGACAGUGUGUUUUAUAUUCAUUUUGAGAAUGAAGAUGUUUUGGUUGUUUUUUGUAGUUUUGUAGGUUUUUUUGUGAAGAAAUGUAACAAGAUGAUUGUACAGUACAUUUGUUUUUGUUUGCAAAAUGUGUCUGUGAGUAUUUUCAUUCACGUUUUUAAUAGGUGCAGUUUGGCCACUAG